This is a messenger RNA of Jaculus jaculus (lesser Egyptian jerboa), 1119 nucleotides long. It is a transcript of the gene Ankrd7, whose product is annotated as ankyrin repeat domain 7. NCBI's taxonomy places the organism in Eukaryota, Metazoa, Chordata, Mammalia, Rodentia, Dipodidae. The record is from RefSeq and is a predicted model, not a curated record. Gene Ontology annotation, molecular function: protein binding. The coding region runs from base 1 to 1119 and encodes 372 amino acids. The transcript is spliced from 8 exons.
AUGAAGAAGCUUCUCACUUUCCGGAAAAGGACAGAUGUGUGCCACAGCCUCUCCUCAGACAUGUGCAUAGGCUUGGCCAGUACGUCCUCCAGUCUGUCUGUAGGUGCCAACUACAACCUUCCGGAUAAGCACUUAAAGCCACUUCGCAAACCUGCUUCAGUUGGGGAUUUGAAGAUGCUGACGAUGAGCCUUCAGCUCAAGAAACCUGAAGCAAACAUGCGGGGCAAAGGACACAGAACACUUUUGCAUCGGGCCUGUGCUAAUGGAAAUGAAAAUAUGGUAACUUUCUUAAUUACAAAGCAAUACAAUAUAAAUGUCCAAGACAGUGAAAACAGAACUCCAUUGAUUAAGGCAGUGCAGUGUCAAAAGGAGAACUGUGCUUCUCUUCUUCUGAACCAUGGUGCAGACAUAAAUCGGGUGGACUGUAACUGCAAUACUGCUCUUCAUUACGCUGUUUGUGGUGAAAGCAUUUCAUUAGUCAAACAUUUAAUAGAAAACAAAGCUAAUCUUGAAGCUAAAAAUAAGGAUGGGUAUACUCCACUUUUACUUGCCGUUGCUGAAAAUAAUGAAAAAAUGGUAGAAUUUCUUCUGAAGAGUGGGGCAGAUGUGAAUGCUUCAGAUAAAAAUCAAAGCACAGCCCUUAUGAUUGCUCUCAGUAUUGAACCAACGAACUUAGUAAGUCUUCUUCUUCAGCAAGAUCUGGACCUGUCUUGCAGAGAUAUUUAUGGAUUUACAGCUGAGGACUAUGCUUCGUUUAAUGGCUUCACUAUGUAUCAUCAACUAAUUGACAAUUAUGGACAGCAGAAGAAAGAACUAAAGCCUCUAAGACUUGGACAACAUCAACCUUCGUCAUCUGAUCUUUCUCUGAAGUGCUGCCUGGCCACUGGAUCCAAAUGGCCUGAACAUGUUAUCAGGCACCUCCAUUUCACAGUGCUUGGAGAGAACUUAGUGUGCUACAGCUCAGCAGCCUGUGAACAGAUGGAGGGUGUGGAAUGGGAAGCAGGCUUGCAUGGUGCCUCAGUCCCACAUAAUCUCUCACUUCUCUUAGUGCAUAAAGCUCUGGAAGAAAAGGUCUUUGAAUUUUGUGCAUCAAUGAAGUUCAGACAACUUGAUGAUUAA